AUGGAUAAACAUAUCCCUGUUUCUCUCUUCUUCAACUUCUAUUCCAAUUUCACAAUUUCAUUUCUAUUUUCAAGGUGUUUGUUGUUUGGUCUGAAACAGAUGGGAGGUGGUAAGGAUGGACAUCAUGAUGAAUCUGACAAAGGGGUGUUUUCACAUCUUGCUCAUGGUAUAGCUGGUGCUGCACAUGGUGGAGGUUACCCUCCACAACAUGGGUAUCCUCCUCAACAAGGGUAUCCUCCGCAACAUGGGUACCCUCCUCAACAAGGGUAUCCACCAGCUGGGUAUCCUCCGCAACAAGGAGGAUAUCCUCCAGCUGGGUAUCCUCCACAACAAGGGUAUCCACCUGCUGGUUAUCCUGGUUCUUCUGGUCAUAGUGUUCCAGGGUCUCAUGGACAUGGUGGACAUGGCGGUAUAGGAGGAAUGCUUGCUGGAGGUGCAGCCGCAGCUGCCGCUGCUUAUGGUGCUCAACAUCUCGCCCAUGGCUCUCAUGGCUCUCAUGGUGGGCACUAUCCACAAGGAGGCUAUGCACAUGGUGGCUAUGGUCAUGGUGGUGCUCACAUGCCCCACGGAAAAUUCAAGCAACAUGGCAAGUUCAAGGGGGGAAAGCAUGGCAAGCAUGGAAAGUUUGGCAAGCAUGGUGGAGGCAAGCAUGGAUUCAAGAAGUGGAAGUAA
Vicia faba (fava bean) is the source of this 672-nucleotide messenger RNA. Lineage: Eukaryota; Viridiplantae; Streptophyta; Magnoliopsida; Fabales; Fabaceae. The record is from the annotation of a GenBank genome assembly.